AUUCGAAUGUCGAACCGCUUUACGGCGAAGACUCGGGUAUGCCUUUAGCGCCUGGCGCUCUCUUUGGGCGCUCUGCAUAAGCUGUGCAGUUCAGCGCUUACUGGGGUAUAUAGGCAGCUGCAGCACGGUGAUUCGAGAGCCGCCAGAGUGAGAGUCCUGAGCAAGCCUCCAUCUCGUUUUGCACGCCUGGAACCAACAUGCCAGAAGUCAAUGCGCCUUUUGGAUCUUGGACGACCGAUAUCGAGCUCAAGUCUUUGGAGCCUGGUAUCAUGCAAGCGCUCAUGCUAGGGGUAACGCGCACAGUCAAGUCGCUCAAAACCGACGACGGAGCAUAUGCGCUCAAAUAUUGGUACGACCCUGUGCCUCAAGAAGACGUUCUCCGCCAGAUGCAGAUAUGCAUACAGGCUGAGGACUGUGCCGUCCCCAUCGUGGGCCGUGUGUUCGACGACGGCGCGAUGGUGGGGUACGUGAUGCCCCUAGAGACUCCCCUCGACCCCGCCUCCAUCGCUACAAAGGACGAGCGCCUUGCCAUUAUACACGAGCUUUGCGACCUUGUCGAGCGUCUUCAUCAGAAAGAUAUCGUCCACGGUGACCUGAAGUGCCAGAACUUGGUUCGUUGCGCGAAUGGUUUUCUCCGCUUCAUAGACUUUGACUGUGCAUCGCGCGUCGGCGAUGGAUACGUGGCCACUCAGGCGACCGCGGAGUUUAUCUCUCAGAGGCGGAUGCUCCGACAUGGGUUCAAUCCAGAGCCGCUUACUCUCGCCGAGGAUUACCAUGCGCUUGCCUUGACCAUUUUUGAGCUUUACACCGGCCAAGACAAUUUCUACAGAUUUGGUCCCCUAUCCGCAGAGGACUACGAAGAGUGGUCGUCCGUCUGCUGUGAUGCAGUUGUCGUGGGCAUGCCGCCUGAUGUCAGUCGCAUCGACGACGCCGACAUCGCCCAGCUCAUCAUGAGCUACUUCAAUCGAGCCCCUCCGCGUAUACUCACCUCUUCGAGGUCUGUCACCAUCUGCGCGCAGCACGAGCUGCCCUAUCGUUGUCUUCCUGGACAACGCCACACAUAUACCCGUCUCGUUCGCUGCCAUAUGUGCGAACGCCAUGGGCAUCCUGUUUGUCCUAACCUAUUUGUCGCGCCUCCAGCGGCGGAAGCGGGCGAAGGGAGUCCUACAUGUCGAAGGUGCCUCCCUUAUGUCAUGCAUAUUGAUCUUGAAUGAGCGUUCAUACUUACGAUCGCAUUUGUGGCAACGGUGGAUAAAUGCCGCUGAUCGAGGACUUCGCGGGCCUAACGGCCGCUGGCACGAGGGGGAAGGAUAAGAAUGUACAUUCAUGACAAUAA
This is a messenger RNA of Schizophyllum commune H4-8, 1336 nucleotides long. RefSeq lists its product as uncharacterized. The record is from RefSeq and is a predicted model, not a curated record. Lineage: Eukaryota; Fungi; Basidiomycota; Agaricomycetes; Agaricales; Schizophyllaceae. The coding region runs from base 198 to 1214 and encodes 338 amino acids. Gene Ontology annotation, biological process: protein phosphorylation. Gene Ontology annotation, molecular function: ATP binding; protein kinase activity. The transcript is spliced from 3 exons.